GGCGGGACAGUCGGUGACGUCGUUUCCGGGUGGACGCGCUGGCGCGGUGCGGGGACCGGGGGCUCGGCGCUGCCAUGGCGACGGCGCGGGUCCGGCUGAUGGUGGCGGGCGGCGGCGUGGCGGGAGUGACGUGCGCCGAGCAGCUUGCUGGACAGUUCCCGGAGUAUGAGAUCAUUUUGAUUACAGCAUCUCCACUUAUUAAAGCAGUGAUGAACUUCAAACAGAUUUCUAAGACGUUGGAAGAAUUUGAAGUUGAAGAAAGACCAACUCACAUGCUGAAAGAACACUAUCCCAACAUUGAUGUGAUCCAUUCUGCAGUACAACAACUGGAUGCAGAACUACAUACAAUUUACACAGAAAGCGGCAAAGAGUACAUUUAUGAUAAGCUGUGCAUAUGUACUGGAGGGAGGCCGAAAAUGAUUGUCAAAGACAACCCGUAUGUAUUAGGAAUUCGGGACACUGACAGUGCCAAGAAAUUUCAAAGUCGUUUGGCUAAAGCAAAAAGAGUUAUCAUUGUAGGCAAUGGAGGCAUAGCACUGGAAUUGGUCUAUGAGAUUGAAGGUUGCGAAGUCAUUUGGGCAAUAAAAGACAAAGCAAUUGGAAAUACCUUCUUUGACGCUGGAGCCUCAGAGUUUUUGAUUCCCCAACUUAAGGCUGACAAGCCUGAAGUAACCACCCCUUGCAAAAGGACUAAGUACACGACAGAAGGCGCUGAACGGGAAAAGGACAAUGUUGCUGAAAGUGAAGCGCUUGGCAGUGCGUUGGGCCCUGACUGGCACGAGGGCAUGAAACUGAAAGGAAUACAACAAAUUUCCCACAGAAUUCACGUUGAAUACGAGUGUGAGAUUGCUAACAUUUGGCUACAGGAAGAGUUUGUGUCAUUGCAGAAAGUAGCAUUGGCAUCCCCUGGCCACGCAGCGGAAGAAAGUAAAACUGGAAUUGAUGAAGAAUCUUGGCCUGUGUACGUACAAUUAACAAAUGGGAAGAUCUAUGGCUCUGAUUUUAUAGUGAGUGCAACUGGAGUGAUACCAAACGUGGAACCAUUUGUCACAAAUAACCCUUUUGAUGUGGCAGAAGAUGGUGGCCUGAACGUGGAUGAACAGAUGCAUACCUCUGUCCCUGAUGUUUUUGCUGCUGGUGACGUGUGCACGGUCGCUUGGGAGCCGCGAGCACUUUGGCAUCAGAUGCGACUGUGGACUCAAGCCAGGCAGAUGGGAUAUUAUGCAGCAAAGUGUAUCGCAGCAGAGGUGUCGGGGGAAUCAAUCGAGUUGGACUUCUGCUUUGAAUCCUUUGCUCACGUCACCAAGUUCUUCAAUUAUAAGGUGGUGUUGCUGGGGAAGUACAAUGCCCAGGGUCUGGGGACAGAUCAUGAGCUGCUGCUGCGAUGUACCAGAGGCCAGGAGUACCUGAAGCUUGUGAUGCAGAAUGGAAGGAUGAAGGGAGCUGUGCUUAUCGGUGAAACCAACUUGGAAGAGACCUUUGAAAACCUCAUUCUAAAUCAAAUGGACCUUUCUGCAUAUGGCGAGAACUUGCUUGACCCACGCAUUGACAUUGAAGAUUAUUUUGACUAAGACAUUGACUUUGAUUAUUUUGACUUUACUGUGUCUUAUUAAGGUAGGCCAUGUAAUUUGGCCUGACGUACUCUGGUCAAGCUGUAUCUGCCAUCCCUUGUGGUUACUAAAGACUGCAUGGUGUUGCGUGAAGGCUUCUAAGGAGUUCUUUAUUAAGUAAAGCACUAAGUGCUGGAGGAGCUCAAGGGGUCAGGCAGCAUUCUGUAGAGCAAAUGGAUGGGUGACAUUCUUGACCCAUCUAGAGAGUGAGAUAAGAGAGAUGGAGUUGGGACAAAGCCUGGCAAGGGGCUGCCACACAGGUGAUCAUUGCAUUAUGUUGUAUCUUCCAAAAGUCACCCAUCUAAUGACUUUCUCCACCCCUGCACUUUUUUUAAUAAAUUGCUUCUUAGAAAUAAA
Leucoraja erinaceus (little skate) is the source of this 1967-nucleotide messenger RNA. RefSeq names its product pyridine nucleotide-disulphide oxidoreductase domain 1 (gene pyroxd1). Gene Ontology annotation, molecular function: flavin adenine dinucleotide binding; oxidoreductase activity. The record is from RefSeq and is a predicted model, not a curated record. Bases 75 to 1571 code for a protein of 498 amino acids. The transcript has 12 exons. NCBI's taxonomy places the organism in Eukaryota, Metazoa, Chordata, Chondrichthyes, Rajiformes, Rajidae.